This is a messenger RNA of Melampsora larici-populina 98AG31, 702 nucleotides long. RefSeq lists its product as uncharacterized. Gene Ontology annotation, cellular component: peroxisomal membrane. The transcript is spliced from 5 exons. Bases 1 to 702 code for a protein of 233 amino acids. NCBI's taxonomy places the organism in Eukaryota, Fungi, Basidiomycota, Pucciniomycetes, Pucciniales, Melampsoraceae. The record is from RefSeq and is a predicted model, not a curated record.
AUGGACGAGAUCAAUCGCCUGAUCACGAACCCUCGGUAUCAAGAAAUAUUAGCAAUUGUCAAAGGUGCUCGCAAUGCUCUCGUCUAUGGUGCCAAAAUCCGCUUUCCUCAUGCAUUGGUGAUGAGUUUGAUAUUCCAUGGAGGCAGGCCUUUGAAAGAUCGUGCUCGAUUUGUUUAUAAUGCUACCAAACAACAUGCUCUUAACUUGUGUCGCUUUAACGCAAUCUAUAAGACUUCACUCCUUUUUCUACGACAGAUUGGUGGAAAGGAACAUAAGAUUGAUACUUUUCUGGCCGGAUUACUGGGUGGUUACUUUGUUUUUGGAGAACAGAAUUCGGUAAACGAGCAGAUUGUCUUGUACUGUGUCUCUCGUGUAAUAUCUUCUUUUCUUCCUCGAGCUCAACCUGCCAAACUUCCAACUGCAUCAAAGCCAGAUAUAAUCGUGACACAAACUACACAACCCAAAAUCUUUUCCAUAUAUGCUGCUAUCACUUGGGGAGCAGUCAUGUGGCUGUUUCGCUGGCGUAGGCAUACUUUGCAAGGUGGUCUAGUCAAUAGCAUGCAAUAUCUCUACUUAGACUCGGAAGUUUGGUCUAAUCUUAAGAAUUUACUUUGGCGUAGGUUCAAUUUUACCUUUCAAUUCUUUCUCGCACUCUUUUCCACGAAGCUUAUCCAAGCUAAUGUGUCUUCAUCGCAUAGAUAA